CUUCAGUUUCGAUCGAGACGCACUUGAGUGCGGACGUGUGGUGCGCUUGGUCCUGCGAUUUCCGAUUUCCUGCUGAGUUUUGCGGUGUCGUCGCAUAUUUCGUGCCUUCCGGAGCGUGGAUCCCCUGGAUUUUUGCGGUCGUUGUGCAAGUGCUUGGCAGUCACGUACAGCCGUUGCAACAAAAAUUCGAAAAAGUAUAAAAAAACUGACGAACAACAACCGCCAGAAGUAACCAAAUCAAUGUGGCAAAUAGUGUACUUUCGAUGCGCGCUCGUUGAUUGAUUAACACAUCACCUCCUACACCUAUACAGAGUACUUGGUACUGUACUCAGUACUCAUUAAUUUGUACUCGCUUCCCUGUGGGUGCAAUCCGCUGGAAUUGUAAACUUCGCGGUGUGCAUCAUCAGCGGAGAACGUUAAAAAAAAAUAAGUUAAAAGUGCCGCGGUUGCAUUGUUUUGACUUUGAUCGUGUGUCGUGCUCCCCGCAAUCCGACAACCGCCCCUUGUCCCAUCGACGGAGCGCGUGCGUGUUGUAACUUUUGAUUAGCUUCGGUCGGUCUUGGAUUCGGAUUCGGAUUGGAACUAAGAUUUGGAUCUUCCAGUGCGCCUGCAUUUUUCGUAACUUAUCACCGCCCACAUCUAGCUCUGGCAUUCGCCAUUGCAGCUCGCUCUCUUUCUUCAGAGUCAACUAUUCACCAGCUGAGAUGUGCGUCCAAUUAAUUAUAUAAUUUCCAAGACCCGCUGAAAUCCCCGCUAAAAAUCAAUUGCACAAAAGAAGAGAAAGAGGCGCUUGAAUAGACACGCCAAGCGGUGCUAAUGCGAAAGAAAACUCCCCGACAAUUGCCAGAAAUUGUAAAGAAAUAAAUUAUACAAAAUGUCUAUAAAUAAUACAAGACAUUCGCCAUUCGGACUUGGAGGCGCCCUGCUGCUGCUCGCCGCCUGGUGCUUCUGCCACCUGGGAUACUUCGGAUCGGAGGCCCAUGUGGCCCUCACCUAUCCACCUGCCCGCAAAUACGAUCUGGACUUUCUGGACAAUGCGCGGACCAAGGCGCCAUGUGGCAUGCCCAAAGGUUCCAUCCGCACAUCGCUGCUCUCCGGCACGCAGUUCAACGUCACCUGGCAUUUGGCCUUUGCGCACAAGGGCGGUUUUCGGUUGCAACUACUGGAUGCCCUUGAUCGACCUGUCUUGGACCUAACGCCCCAUGUGAAUAAUUCGGAAUUUGUGAGCACUGAUGUCACUGCCCAGUCGUAUCAGGUGAAGAUCCCGAACGACUUUGAGUGCUUCAACUGUACCCUCAGGCUGCUUCGCCAGGCGGAUGAGUGGUCCACCAGCUAUCGGUUUUGGUCCUGUGCCGAUGUGGACAUUAAGCUGCGCAAGGACUUCAAGGAGACCUGUUCCGGAAAUGGCAAGUACUUCCCCUCGCGAUGCAAGUGCGAAAAGAACUUCUACGGCCCGCAGUGCCAGUACAAGGACGAGUGCUCCGCGGACGCCGAUUGCGGUGUCCAGGGCAAGUGCGUGGAUCUGGGUGGAAGCUCACUGCCCAGGCAGCAGUGCUACUGCAACUUUGGAUGGUUUGGAAUUGGAUGCAACAAGCGGUCGCCCUACAAGACAACCAGCCUCGAUCUCUCCUCGUACUCGAAGAAGGAACUGUCGCCCGACUACCACGUCUACUGGAGGCUUCUUGAGGAGCAGAAGGAGAUCGAGAUGGUUCUGAGGGUCAACAGCACAUCCUGGGUGGGAUUCGGAUGGAGGCCGCGUGGAAUGACGCCGGAGUGCAAGAACUUCCCGUUAGUAAGGGACAUUGGGGAUCUGACCACGACGUUGGAAGGCUCAGCUCCGGAACCCAAGAGCGAACCAGAACCUAAGAGCGAACCGGAACCCAAGAGCGAACCGGAACCUAAGAGCGAACCGGAGCCCAAGAGCGAGCCUGAGCCCAAAAGCGAACCUGAGCCCAAAAGCGAACCAGAACCUAAAAGCGAACCGGAGCCCAAGAGUGAACCAGAACCUAAGAGCGAACCGGAGCCCAAGAGCGAACCAGAACCUAAGAGCGAACCGGAGCCAAGGAGCGAACCAGAGCCCAAGAGCGAACCAGAACCUAAGAGCGAACCGGAGCCCAAGAGCGAACCAGAGCCUAAGAGCGAACCAGAACCUAAAAGCGAACCGGAGCCCACUAGCGAACCAGAACCUAAGAGCGAACCGGAGCCCAAGAGCGAACCAGAACCCAAGAGUGAACCAGAACCUAAGAGCGAACCGGAACCCACUAGCGAACCAGAACCUAAGAGCGAACCGGAGCCCAUUAGCGAACCGGAACCUAAGAGCGAACCGGAGCCCACUAGCGAACCGGAACCAAAGAGCGAACCGGAACCUAAGAGCGAACCAGAGCCCAAGAGCGAACCGGAACCCAAGAGCGAACCGGAACCCAAGAGCGAACCAGAGCCAAAGAGUGAACCGGAAACGCAGGGCGCCAAAACCAAAAGAGUUGCUGGGGACUUUGCCCAAAAGCAGGGCGUCUCCUCCGUUUCUACUAGUGUUUCCUAUCGCGUCAGCACCAAGGCGGAUCGUCAGCGCCGUGAGGCAGAGUCACCCAAAUACCGACUCAAUCCGUAUACACCACGCCAUGACUUCAACGGAAUGGACUGCACGGACAUCGUGAUCGGAGCAGCUCGGGGAUUGGCCAGCAGGGUGGGUGACUACUACAGUCGGGAUAGAUCCACGCCUCGCACCGAUGAAUUCUACGGCGGCAAAUCAAAUCUGGCUUUGGGCACCGGCUUCGAGGAGAACGGCGUGACCACGAUCAUCUUCCGUAAGAAACUGGUGGCCAAUGAGCCCACCGACCACACCCUGGACGAUGCCCUCACCCAUGUCAUUUGGGCCAAGGGACAGGAGACACAGUCCUCAACAGUCAAGAACUUCUAUCAGCCUGAUGAGGUGAAAUACCAUGGCGGUCAGAUGCAACGAGGCGUAACCCAAAUCAAUUUCUUUGAAAAAGAAAAGUCAGCGACAAGCACGGACCGUAAUGACCUGGGCACCAAUAUCCUGGACAACGACUGCUUUGGCCACUGGAAGUAUCCGUCUAGCUGCUCUCCCCAGGAGCACACCUGCGAGUACUACGCCAGCUGGGAGACGGUCGGUAAGGGUGACGAGAUGCGUUGGCACAUCGAGACGUCGAACACGCAGACCUGGACGGGAAUCGGCUUCAGCGAUGACCAGAGGAUGUCCCAGACUGAUGCCAUCAUUGGCUGGGUGGACAGUCGCAGCGGUAGACCGUUCCUCAUGGACACCUGGGUGCUGGGCUAUGCUCCGCCGAAGCUGGAUGAUCGCCAGGACAUCUACAAUGCCUCCGGACGCAUCGAGAAGGGAGUGACCAUUCUGGAGUUCAACCGCAAGCGGGUUAGCAAUGACGAACUGGACCUGUCCUUCACGGACGACCACUGCCUGUACCUGUUCUUCCCGGUUCUCGGAGGUGCCUUCAAUGUGGUGAACAAGAAGAUCCGCAAGCACGAGCAAGUUCCUCCAAUCUCUUCGCAACGUGUCUGCAUCAAAUCCUGCGGCAAGGAACUCGAGUCCGUUUUUGUGGGCACCAGCACUCCGGCUCCCAGCCGCCUGGUCUACGCAGUGGCCGUAAAGCUGAUGAACCUGGGCGAGUCCUAUGAAGCUCCAAAACCGGGAACUGUAGAGUUUAACAAUCUGGCUGCUACUAUAUCAGAUUCAUUCAAUGGCAUUCUAAGUUCUCAGACUGGGUAUUAUAAAACCGAGAUUCUUGGUUUUGAAAAGGAGGGCAGCACCAUGGUGGCCAAGGUUCAGACCAUGUUCGAUAAGGGGGAUGUGGAGAAGAAGCACGAUUUGGAGACCAACGAGGUGGACAAAACUAGUGAGGCAGCAGCUCAGAAGAACGCCGAAAAGAUCCGAUCGGCUCUGAAGGAUCAGAUAGCCACAGGACGAGUGGGUUCUCUGACGGUGGAUCCCCAAUAUCUGGACUUUGAGGCUUUGGAAUACAAGAGCACCUCUGAGCCCAAUGCCAAGGAGACUCUACUAUCCUUCUUCGAUCUCUCCGAGACUCGUUUGUACAUCGUCCUAGGCUUAAUUGCAGCCCUGGUCCUUAUCGCCUUAAUCCAGGCAUUCUGCACCAUUUGGAAAUCAUCUCGAAAGAGCAAAAAUACCAAGGAGAAACUCAUCAAGAACUCACCCUGGAAGGAGUUCGCCUCGAACACCAACUACGCCUUUGAUCCCUAUGGCGAGACGGAGGAGAAGAACAUCAGCAGCAGCACCACGGCGGGCAAGGAGAAGGCCCGCCACCGCCAUCAGUCGACCACGAGUAGCCAGCAGACGACGCUGCCGAUGUCCCAUUCCCCGACCAGCAAGUCCCAGAUGUACUACGAGAGUCCCAAUGGCCAGGGCAAGAAUGGAACCAACGGACGUGCCACCCAGGAGAGCAGCGUGGGCGGUGCAAAUGGAGGAGGUGGAGCACCCUACUCCAGGAGUUCCUAUGCGGAGCGAGCCUACUCCCUGCCCCGGCAGGCGCACCACUACCAGCAGAGCCCGGCCAGCAUGCAGCCCUCGGGUUACUAUACCCAUGACAGGCGUGCCGCUCGCCAGGGCAGCCGGGACAGGGAGCGGGAGCGGGAGAGGGAGAGGGAGGAGGAACGUCGCCAUCGCCAGGAUCGCGAUCGGGACUCUGGCUACGAUCGGUCGCGAGAUGAUCCGCGACAGAACGGUGGAUCCGACACACCGGACUUCUACUUCAUGCCCUCGCAGCGCAAGUAUUCCGGGGAGGUGGUUCGCGUCUACGUGGACUACAACAAGGAUCCGAAGCACUAAAGCUCAAAACACAUCUGUCUAUUUAACGCUCGUUUUAAGUUCUACCAUUCUGUACUCCGUCCAUCCGUUUGAAGUCCGUUUCAGGGCCACACAGAAAAAAAGAUUUUGCUUGGGGUCAAUCUGAUAUUUUCGGCUUUUAAGAUCACCCUUUUAGGGCCAAUUUCUUAAUGUCGUGUUAAUUUUUGUCACUGAGUUAAGCUGCCGAUUAUCAUUUUGUAAUGAAUAUCAAAAAAACCUUAACUAGAGGCAAUGGUUUUGCUUGAACUACCUAUACCUAGCUCUUUAAAGAUUUGUCCUUCGUAAUAUUCACAUUAUGUUUUUAAAAUGAAAUGGUCUUACCGAACAGCUUAAGUUCUUGUUAAGUUUCUCUGACAGAACCUUAACACACCAUUGAGAAACCGGCUCUUAAAGGUUAUUUUUUAUAACAUCAACAUGUUUCUUCGAACUCAGAGUACACUUUAAUUUAACGUUUAUCAAGCAAUUCAAAUAUUACAGAAAAAAAAUGUUAUAUUCUUCGCUAGAGAUGAAAAUGGUUUCCCACAAGUCCGAAUCAAUAUGAAAAAAUCCACUUGACCUCGAUAUAAGCCUCAUCUGUGCCCUUUAGUUUCCCCUGAGCUCUCCUUAGUUUCGAUUUUGCCAUAACGCAGUUUCGCUGCAGCGGCGUUUCCAGGUGCGCAAGCUUUACCACAAAACGCACAAUGCAUGAUUCCACAACUUAGUGAAUUGUAAAUAUUUUGAAUAGACAUUAAAGCUCUUGCUACAUGAAACAAAACAAAGCCACACACAAAUCACACAGAAUUAUAAAUCAAACUUUGCGAUUAGGUACGUGCAUUCAGAAUGUUUUCGCAUUGUCUUAUCUUAAAUGUGCAAAGAAACAUAGUCACUGUAUUUAAUCAAAUUAAAGAUACGCAUUAAGUAUACAUAAAUAAAGUUAAGUACAUUAAAAACCCCA
Drosophila suzukii is the source of this 5771-nucleotide messenger RNA. RefSeq names its product DOMON-like domain-containing protein nahoda (gene nahoda). The record is from RefSeq and is a predicted model, not a curated record. Lineage: Eukaryota; Metazoa; Arthropoda; Insecta; Diptera; Drosophilidae.